This is a messenger RNA of Aureobasidium vineae, 678 nucleotides long. Lineage: Eukaryota; Fungi; Ascomycota; Dothideomycetes; Dothideales; Saccotheciaceae. The record is from the annotation of a GenBank genome assembly.
AUGAGAGUGCGAUCGCCACCUUCGACUCUCUUGUUACUGCUCCUGCCCGCAAUUGUCUCUGCGGCAGCGGUUGAACCAAAGGCUCAAGAUGGCGUACUUGUAGCCAAGGCACCGGUCGCUGGGGCCGUCAAGGACUACACUGCCAUCACCACCUCGAACGCACGUGCGCCAACACAAAAACCUGUCGUCGGCACGAAAGAUGCUCCUGUCGACGGUCUGGACGGAAAACCGCAUGCAGGACCAUUUGUCGACAUUACUCCCGAGGACAAGAAGAAGCCAGCGGCCGUCGCUGAGGAUCUGGUGAAGCCUCUUCCCACAUCCCUCUCGAAGUUGAAGGGCAGCGAUGCCACAGACUUCGAAUCUAUUCCGGAGAAGAACGACGGAGUCAUGGACGAUGUGAACCGUUUGGCCCCCAAGGAGGGCACCACUGGAACUGAAGGAGGCGUCACUGAGAGAAACAAGAAAGAGAAGGCAGCACAAGGCCAGACUGGUGAGAAGGUCGAGAAGAAGCCAGAGACACCAAAAGAAGCACCUCCACUCCCUCACAGCGAGCAGGAGCGCAUCAGCAAGGACUUGCCAGACAAGGCCAAAGAAGCGAUCAACCCUGUUGGAAAGCCCAAGGGCGCUCAAGGACUCGAGGUACGAUAUGGCGGUUUAGGCCACGUUGUGCGCAACUGA